This is a messenger RNA of Cornus florida, 462 nucleotides long. RefSeq lists its product as uncharacterized. NCBI's taxonomy places the organism in Eukaryota, Viridiplantae, Streptophyta, Magnoliopsida, Cornales, Cornaceae. Bases 1 to 462 code for a protein of 153 amino acids. The record is from RefSeq and is a predicted model, not a curated record. The transcript is spliced from 2 exons. Gene Ontology annotation, molecular function: nucleic acid binding.
AUGGGGGCAAGCAUUGGAGUCAAACUGCAAACACCAGAAGGCACAUCCCUAAGUCAAGCACUCUGGCUUAAAUUCAGAGCCACCAACAAUGAAGCAGAGUAUGAGGCACUGCUGGCAGGACUUAGGCUCGCCAAGGAGCUGAAGGAACAGAAUGACAAAAUGCUGAGAUUUAACCUUGAUAUAUUAGAGGAAAAAAGAGAUGCUGCAGCAAUAAGGCUUGCAUCCUAUCAGCAAACACUGGCUAACAGCCACAACAAAAGGGUGAAGCACAGAGAUUUCGCACUUGGCGAUCUGGUUCUGAAGAAGAAGGUAGGAAUGGUUAAAAAGAUGAUGUCACCUUGGAAAAGACCAUACAGAAUUGCAGAGGUCAUAGGGAAGGGGGCAUAUAUGCUAGAGACCAUGGCCGGAAGGCUGGUUAACAAGCCAUGGAAUGCUACAUCUUUAAAAAGGUAUUAUAUGUAG